GAGAGUUGACCAACAGCUGCAGUCAGUCACUCGAGUAGAACUUCUCUUGUGUGUUCCCAUCAGGAGAAUAGGACCCUGAACACACCACCGCGCUGCAUUAAAGGGUCGUCCCGCCGGGCUCACAGGUGCCUCCUGAAGAAACACAAGAUAAUAGUGGACGGGAUGUCCUGUCAGAGGAGGACUGCCGAGAGCCUGCCUGCCUCUGGGGAGCCCCACUGGACUUCUGUUUGCAUCCGGGAACGUCACAUCUAAACCUGAGCAGACUUGUCAUCUGGAUUUACUGCACGCCAGGUUAAAUCUGACCUCUGACACGCUUGCUCUGUGCCCACCUUCAUGUCCGCCUUUCUAUUUGCAAGUGUGGAGAUUAUUGCUGCAGAAACUGUAUCUACUCUGAGUGAGUUUAGUUUGUAAGCCCUGCGCAUGUUGAGUGCAGCAGUGUGUGUGUGUGUGUGUGUGUGUGUGUCAGUGUGGGUUAUUCACAGAGCAGACUAUGCAGACUGACUGGAGCCACACUCAGACAGCUCGGCUGUAACGCCGGCGCUGGAGCUCUCUCACAAAAAAGGAACCUUCACAGCUGAGGAGAAAAAAAAGUUGUGCUGGAGUCCUGGUGGAGAGUGCGGAGCAGCAGAUGUUACACAGCUUUGUGUACUAGUGCGGAUUAUUCAGGAUGCUGCUAUGCAGACAGACUGGAGCCACAGAAAAACCUCCUGGACAAGCUGAAGUAGCACACACAUGACUUGAGCUGCUUGUGCUACAGCUUUUAUCAGGAAGGUGGGAUUUGUUUGAAAGUCAGAGAAAGUUCUUGAGUCGGAUCACCGCUGUUUUAUUUUGAAUUUUGUGGAGGAUGAAGUGCCAUUGAAAGUCUUUUUUUUUUGUUGACUCUUGCUUCAACUGUGGGUGAAAAUGAAGGACCCCCAUCCACUGAGUCAUUCCUGGAAUAAAGCCAGCAACAAGGAGCCAGUGCUGAUCUCUGUGGCGAGCACCAACAAGAAGUUCAAGAGAAAGUCCCGUGAGCCUAAAAGGCUUUUCAGCAGCCCAGAGCCGGACAGGACCAAGAGUUACCCGGCGGACACGUCGGACCUGGACUCUGUGGAGGAUCCUCACGCGGAGCCGUGUCAUGUCAGCAGACUGGCUCCGCUGCAGCGACACCUGAUGCUGUCACCGGAGGUCAGCGUGCCUCCAGUGGGGGCAAUAGACAUGAGGAUAGGCAGCGCUGUACCUGGCAUCACAUCCAAGCUCACCCCGCUGCCCACCGCUCCAUUCUCAAGUCCAGAAAUUGGCCACUGGCCCACAGCCAUCUCGCAGCCCCUCACCAACAGAUUCAAACUUGCGCCUCGCUCUGCGUUCACCCUGUCUUCCGGCAACAGCAGCCUCUCGCCCAGCAGCCAGGUCUUCCCUCACACCCCGCCGCAUUCUGCGCCCGUGUCCCGAGCGUCACAGAUAAGCCACUGCCACGAUCACCUGGAGCCUCAGGAACACUCCCCCAAGGAGUCGCCCAGAAAGCGAGGCGUCACCGAUGGACAGGGGCGUGUUCCAGAGGUUAAAGCCAUCCAGCAGACCAGGAGGCUGCUGGCCAAUGCCCGGGAGAGGACUCGUGUUCACACCAUCAGUGCUGCAUUCGAGGCCCUUCGGAAGCAGGUUCCCUGCUACUCCUACGGACAGAAACUGUCCAAACUGGCCAUACUGCGCAUCGCCUGCAACUACAUCCUGUCUCUGGCUCAGCUGGCAGAGCUGGACUACAGUUCUGACCGCAGCAGUGUGACCUUCUCCCAGUGUGUGGAGCAGUGCACCAGGACUCUGCAGGCUGAGGGGCGCAGCAAGAAGAGGAAGGUCGGGAGGAUGUCUGAGGACCUGUGAGCAUUUGGGAGUGGCAGGUCGACCGCACCAUCUUGACCUCUUCAUCACAGAGCUCAAGGAGAGGGCGAUCUUGUGAGGACUAUGACAUUCAUCUGGCAGUGAUAUUGGACGAGUGACCUGCUGCUGACCGGUCCUGUACAGGUCGCUUGUGAAUGGGGGUGAUGUAUGGAGGAUACUAUCAUGCAUCUUCAUGAACAUUUGUCAGGUUGCUCUGCUCUUGCUAUUCAUUUGAUGGGUUUUGCCAUGAGAAGUUGGAGCCCAGACCCCAUGGUUACCCGCACCCCAAGAUUUCAGAGUUGCGAUGUGAAACACUGAACACUCCAACAUGUCCAACAUGUGAUGACAGACUACGCCGCCUCCCUCUAAUACGCCUGUUACUGAUCGGAUGACUGGUUGGAUUCCUUCAACAUCCUUUGACUGGUGCUGACCACUGCAGAUCAGUGCUUUCAUCGUUGGUUGAUGGUCAUAAUGUAAUGGCUGGGUUAUGGGUGUACAUCCUCGACGUCUUUUUAAUAAUCUGACACGCUACUCACGUCUGUUAAUGUAAGCUAACAUGAAGAGUUGAAACAGAGCUCAGCUUGAAGUUUCAGUCCAGAUUUAGUUCAGUACUACCAAAGGUGUUUUUGUCUUUCCACACAGAACCAGGUGUCUUUCUUUUCACAAAGAGACAAUGCUGAUCAAUCACAUCUGUUCAACCUGGCUGAUAAAAACAUUUCAUUUUUUGUGCUCUUCCACAAGAGUCAUGCUGGAGUAACCUCAAAUGGAAACAAAGCCUCAGUCAGAGGAGGCUUCUGUGGCUGAUAUUGUAUUUCAUUUGGAAUUUAAAGAUCGGGAGUAAAAUCCUCGUAUGGAAUGAUUUGUGAAUCUCUGAGAGGUGUUUUGUCCACAAAAAUAUAACAUGAAAAAAACAUAUUGGGAUUUGUAUUUAUUUAAACUCCAUGUGAAUGGGCAAGAAGUGUUAACGUUUUUCCCAACUCCGCUCAGAGAUGGUUCCAGCACCAACAACCCUGGCUCACAUGGACGAUGGUGGACUAAGACAUUUGUAGGAAUGAACUUUGAGCGAUGCUCCCACUAAUCUUGGACUAGUGAGGGCCAUCAGAACAUCAGGUGUGACAGACAUUUACUCAUUGUAGAAAUGUUCGGCAGUAACAAAUGUUCAUGAGGGAGUGAUGCGGAUGUAUCUUAUCAGUGACAGUGUUUGAGUUGAAAUGACAGUAUGACAGACAUGCAAGAGAUAAAACAAUAAUA
Synchiropus splendidus (mandarinfish) is the source of this 3105-nucleotide messenger RNA. It is a transcript of the gene atoh8, whose product is annotated as atonal bHLH transcription factor 8. The transcript is spliced from 4 exons. Bases 904 to 1857 code for a protein of 317 amino acids. Lineage: Eukaryota; Metazoa; Chordata; Actinopteri; Syngnathiformes; Callionymidae. The record is from RefSeq and is a predicted model, not a curated record. Gene Ontology annotation, molecular function: protein dimerization activity; DNA-binding transcription factor activity.